Capsicum annuum is the source of this 1536-nucleotide messenger RNA. RefSeq names its product cytochrome P450 98A2-like. NCBI's taxonomy places the organism in Eukaryota, Viridiplantae, Streptophyta, Magnoliopsida, Solanales, Solanaceae. Gene Ontology annotation, molecular function: oxidoreductase activity, acting on paired donors, with incorporation or reduction of molecular oxygen; monooxygenase activity; iron ion binding. The record is from RefSeq and is marked provisional.
AUGGCUAUUUCUUUAGCUUUAGCAAUUCCUCUAUCAUUCAUCUUCACAUACAUAGCUUACCACCUCUACUACCGUCUCCGUUUCAAGCUCCCACCGGGCCCAUCUCCAUGGCCCGUUGUCGGUAACCUCUACCAAAUCAAGCCCGUUAGGUUCCGCUGCUUCUACGAAUGGGCCCAAACUUACGGCCCGAUCAUCUCUGUUUGGUUCGGGUCGACUUUAAACGUCGUCGUUUCCAGCUCGGAUUUAGCUAAGGAAGUGUUGAAAGAACAUGAUCAGCAGUUGGCUGAUCGGCACCGGAGUAGAUCGGCUGCGAAGUUUAGUAGAGAUGGAGCGGAUCUGAUAUGGGCCGAUUACGGGCCUCAUUAUGUUAAGGUUAGAAAAGUUUGUACUAUUGAGCUUUUUACUGCUAAAAGGCUUGAAGCACUUAGGCCCAUUAGAGAAGAUGAAGUUACUGCUAUGGUGGAGUCCAUUUACAGAGACUGCACUGGUCCUGAUAACGCGGGGAAGAGUGUGCUAGUGAAGAAGUACCUUGGAGCAGUGUCCUUCAACAACAUAACAAGGCUUGCCUUUGGAAAGAGGUUUGUGAACUUUGAAGGUGUGAUGGAUGAACAAGGAAACGAGUUCAAGGCGAUUGUUGCCAAUGGAUUGAAGCUCGGGGCAUCCCUUGCAAUGGCGGAGCACAUCCCAUGGCUUCGCUGGAUGUUCCCUCUUGACGAGGAUGCAUUUUCUAAGCACGGGGCACGUAGAGACCGUCUAACCCGAGCUAUUAUGGAGGAGCACACCCUGGCUCGCCAAAAGAGUGGAGGAGCCAAGCAACACUUCUUUGAUGCAUUGUUGACCCUCCAACAGAAAUAUGACCUUAGUGAAGACACUCUCAUUGGCUUGCUUUGGGAUAUGAUCACAGCAGGAAUGGACACAACUGCAAUCUCUGUUGAAUGGGCAAUGGCUGAGGUGAUCAAGAACCCAAGAGUGCAGCACAAGGCCCAAGAGGAGCUCGACCAAGUGAUUGGCUACGAGCGUGUGAUGAACGAAACAGACUUCCCCAACCUCCCAUACCUGCAAUGCGUGGCUAAGGAAGCUCUAAGGCUUCACCCUCCAACUCCUCUUAUGCUGCCACACAGAGCCAACGCCAACGUCAAGAUUGCUGGUUAUGACAUUCCAAAGGGCUCCAACGUGCAUGUGAAUGUCUGGGCAGUAGCUCGUGACCCCAAGGUGUGGAAAAACCCGUUGGAGUUCAGACCGGAGAGGUUCCUUGAGGAAGAUGUGGACAUGAAGGGGCAUGAUUUCAGACUACUCCCAUUUGGUGCUGGCAGAAGAGUGUGUCCAGGGGCACAAUUGGGUAUCAACUUGGUCACAUCUAUGUUGGGCCAUCUUCUGCACCAUUUUCACUGGACUCCGUCUAACGGAUUGAGCCCCGAAGAGAUUGAUAUGGGUGAGAACCCAGGGCUUGUUACCUACAUGAGGACUCCAUUACAGGCCGUCGCCACUCCCAGAUUACCUGCUGAGUUGUACAAACGAAUUGCAGCGGACAUGUAA